AUGGCGGCCGGCGGUCAGAAGGCGCCCAAGCCAUCGGCCCAGAAAAAGACUGUGUCCCCUGGCAAGACUGUCGCAGCAGCAGGAGCUGCCCCUUCGAAAAAGGCAAACAACAAAACGAAUGGCAAGAGCAAGGAUCGGGGAACAAAACCGUACUUGAGUGAACCUUACAGGAUGCAGGACGUAGCCGUACCCACCAAUGAACAGUGGGCGCACAUCAAGGCCGUGGUGGCAGAGACGUUGCAACCGAUCGCCGACGCGAAAGCGCAUCGCCGUGCCGAGCGUAAUCUGGCGCGCCGUGGUCGCUUCCCAACUCGCCGCCAGCUUCGCGCCGCCCAAUCAGCAAAAGAUGCUGCGGCCGAUGCACCAACUUCUCCGACGGAUGGCCCGCCUUCCAAGCGAAAGAAGGAGGAGCCUCACACAACUCCUCAAGAAAAAACGACGGCCAAACAAAAGUCUGCUGAUUCACCCAACUUGAUGCAGGGCUUAGCCCUCGGCAUCAACCAUGUGGCACGCGCAAUCGUGUCCCAACAAGCUGUUUUGGUUCUUGUCGAACGCAAUACCCAGCCCUUUGCACUCGUGCAACACCUGCCCGAGCUCUGCCAGCGCCAUGAGGUUCCCUUGUGCUUGGCCAACGGUGUGGAAGACUUGCUCCGACCUUUGCUUCAGUGUCGCUGCAAGGCACUAGCUUUUCUCAAGUCCAGUGAGAUGGAGCAGGAAACGGCCACCACCGCCAUUGCCAAACUGUUGCCCUUGGUGCCCGUGCCUGACCUCCCUUGGCUUGCGGACCAAGCCUAUCAGCCCCUCCAAGUGACCCAUGUGCUGCGGGUGCCCAAAGAUCAGCAGCCACAUCGACGCAAGGGUCAGCUUGCACAGCAAGCGGCCCUGCAGAGCACGAAAUGA
Messenger RNA from Monosiga brevicollis MX1, 900 nucleotides. RefSeq lists its product as uncharacterized. Bases 1 to 900 code for a protein of 299 amino acids. Lineage: Eukaryota; Choanoflagellata; Craspedida; Salpingoecidae. Gene Ontology annotation, biological process: tRNA 5'-leader removal. The record is from RefSeq and is a predicted model, not a curated record. The transcript has 4 exons. Gene Ontology annotation, molecular function: ribonuclease P activity; ribonuclease P RNA binding. Gene Ontology annotation, cellular component: fibrillar center; ribonuclease MRP complex; nucleolar ribonuclease P complex.